AUGGAUAUGACGGCCAUGACCACAGCCGAGAGGGAUGGUGAAAUGGCCCUGACGCGAAUGAUGAGCAAUAUGUCUUCGUGUCAUGUUCCCGAGGCUCGGGUUCUGAUCAUCAUGACCGGAGGCACUAUCUCCAUGCAAAGAUCUCCCAACGGUCUUAUUCCAGCCCGAAACUUCCUGGAAAGGUGCAUGGCACCCCGGCCGGAAUUCAACGAUGGAGAGACCCAUGAUCCCAUCUCCGUGAGGUUUCACGACGGGCCCGAAGGACUGGGCGACUUCCAGAGUCUGCGGACGCCAACAAGCGUAUAUGCCGUAUUGGAGUUCGAACCCCUUCUUGACUCGUCAUCCAUAGACAGCAAGGGAUGGGAGGAGAUUGCGCAAGCGAUAUUUCGCAACUACAAGUUGUUCGAUGGCUUUGUCAUUCUUCACGGCACCGAUAGUCUUGCAUACACCUGUUCAGCUCUCAGUUUCAUGUUGCAGAACUUGGGCAAGCCUGUCAUACUUACUGGAUCCCAGGUGCCCUUCUCCGAGCGCAAAAAUGAUGCCCUCGAGAACCUUCUCGACUCUCUCGACAUUGCCGGGCACUUCAUGAUUCCCGAGGUUUGUCUCUGCUUCAACUCGACCCUGUUUCGGGGCAACCGAACCACAAAGGUAUCAGCAAGCGCGUUUGAUGCGUUUGCAUCUCCGAACUUUCCUCCAUUGGCCAAAAUCACUGCCGUAGGUACCCACGUUGAAUGGAACUCGGUCAGAAGGUCGACUUCCCUCGAAGCUUUCAGCAUUCAAUCAGACCUUGAGAUACACCAUGUGGCCUGUUUGCGCAUUUUCCCAGGCAUCAAACCAAAAAUGGUAGAAGCUGUUCUGCGAACCGAGGGUCUUCGUGGUCUUGUCCUGGAGACGUUUGGUGCGGGCAAUGCACCCAGUGGACACGACAACAAACUGACACAAGUCAUCUCUGACGCUGUUCAACGUGGCAUCGUGAUUGUGAACGUCACUCAAUGUCUGACUGGCAGUGUCAACCCGCUUUAUGCACCUGGAAUGGUCCUUGGCCGGGCUGGCGUUGUUGCAGGAGGAGAUAUGACAAGUGAAGCAGCAUUGACCAAACUGUCUUACCUUCUAGCCCUUCCUGGAGCAUCGCCUGAAUCGGUGGCCAAAGACAUGGCAACGUCAAUUCGUGGUGAACUUUCGGAGCAAGCGGGUACAAUUUUCAAACACCCUACGGGCGAAUUAUCAUCCCCCGUCACUCAGCUUACAGCCAUUGCAUAUGCGAUUGCCAGUGGAGAUAUUGAGAAGGUAAAGGACCUGCUUCGAAACGACAAUCAACUGAUCAACCGGGCCGACUACUCCGGAAACACGCCCGUUCACCUUGCGGCAACUGGGCCUAACGUUGCAAUUCUUAGACAUCUUCUAUCGCUGGGUGCUUCAGUACACAUCCGCAACCACACCGGAUCAGGCAGGACACCUCUUUUCCUGGCCGCCAAUGCUGGUUUAUUGCCGCACGUAAUGCUUUUGAGAAAGGCAGGCGGACAUCUCCACGCCGAAGAAUUGGAGACGGCCAGACUCCACGCGAGCCAACGACCAGAGGUCUGGAAACAGGCGGGCCUGGAAGUAUCCUAG
Molecule: messenger RNA, 1611 nt
Organism: Fonsecaea multimorphosa CBS 102226
Lineage: Eukaryota; Fungi; Ascomycota; Eurotiomycetes; Chaetothyriales; Herpotrichiellaceae
Exons: 6
Coding region: 1-1611 (536 amino acids)
Biological process (GO): amino acid metabolic process
Molecular function (GO): asparaginase activity; protein binding
Source: RefSeq, a predicted model, not a curated record